CCUCUCUCUCUGCCCCUCCCCCACUCGUGCUCUGUCUCUGUCUCUCUGUCUCUCUCAAAAAUAAAUAAACGUUAAAAAAAUAAUAAAAUUACAUGGGUGGCCGUCGUGUCCCCUGAGCAGAGAGUACUGGAGGCAAAGGCAGCCCCCCCGCCCCCCAAUUGCACAUAUGACCCAGAUGCCUCAGUCUUCAGCACGUGCUGACAGUCUGGAAGGUCUUUGUUCUGCAUGAACCUAAGAAGUUUCCUAAAUGCUCUGCUUCCUGCUAGUCCGCCAGCCCCUCGCGUCUUCACUUCCUUCCCUGUCCAGUUUAGAUGCCAGGCUUCUUCACCUCACCCUCGAACCUGGAGUAUCUUCUACUCCUUUGUUCCCCAUGGUACCCACCUUGCAUCCACGGAAAUGUCUCCCAGAUGCCUGAAAACUCAACAUGUCCAAAAUCCAAAGUUGCCUUCCUCCCCCAAACUGCCUUUUCUGCUGCCACUUCUCUCAGAGAGCGGGCUGCUGUGUGAACCCCUUUGCCAAAGCCAGAGACAUUCUUGACUCCUUGUGAUGGGGACAACGGAAGUGCUAUCUACUACGUAUUGUUUGCUAGAUAUCGGGCACCGUACCAGAUGCUUUACAUGUAUGUACUGAAUUUUCUCCUUGUGGUAUCUCUAUGAAAGAGGUAUUAUUUUUAUUGCCGUUUUACAGAUGAAGAAACUGAGGCACAGAGCGGUUGAGUGACUCACUGAAGGUCCAACAGCUAGAUGGCAGAGCUAGGUCUCAGCUUAGAACCUACCCUCCUAACACGCUUCCCAAAUCCGGUCAAUUCUCGGGUCCUCUGGAGCCUCGUUCCUAAAAACAUCUGCAGUCCUUGUCACCUUCCUUGUCCCCUCUGUCCCCACCCUAGUUCCCCCAGUCCCCCUUGCCUGAAACCCUGGAACACCACACCGUAAGCGGUCUCCGUCUGCGGUCCUGCUGGCCUCCAGUUCUCUCCUUUCACUCUGCAGCCAGAGCGCGACAUUUAAAAUGCAAAGUUGCCUGUAGCACUCGCCCGCCUAAAGCCCUCUGACAGCCUGCCAUACUGCAGAUUCCCUGUUCCGCUUCACAAUCUGCAGCCCCCCCACCUCUCCACUUUGUUUCUCGGGGCUGCUUUUGUGUCACGAGGUCCCUAUUCCAGCUCUGUCCUGCAGCCAUUCUGCUGCUUCCUGGCCUGCCCCGACCCCAGGCUCAUGCCGAUUUCUCUGCUUGGAAUGUAGGAAGGAGAGGAAGGCUUUGUGUCAGAACAGGGUUCUGUCCUAUAUGAACUGGGUGACCUUGGGCAAGCGCCCUCACCUCUUUGCUGGAGUUGCCCCUAAAAUAAUGAGGAUAAGAGGGGUGCUGGGAAGAUUCAAGGAGAUAAUGCCUAUCAGAGGCUUCAGAUCGUGGUGGGGGCUCGUUUUUGUGCUUCGUCUUUAGUCCUGGAACGACACUGGGGAUAGCUGUACCGGCCUGAUGGUCGGAUGCUUCGCUAAAAGAUUGGUUCUAUGUCCAGCAGCUGGGGGUCAUGCUGUACAGCUUCUUCCACCCACCCCAAAAACCUCUGUGCUUUCAUGAGUAAACUCUGCAUUUUAGGAUUUCUUCCCUGCUCCCUUUGAAGAAUAUUUCUUGCACUUUUUGGAUGCCGUGGUUCAGUAGAACGAGGAUAACCUUCAGGAAGAUACCUGAAGAAAUCUGUCAAGAGAUACAUAACAGUCGCUGGGUCCCAUCAGGCAAGAGGCUUAACCAUGGAAAACAGAGAUCCACCUGCGUUGCUUGAUCUUCCAGCGAAGAUACAGUUCAGAUGCCAGGGAAUAACCACGUGUAGCAUGAAUGCAGGAAAAAUCUCAUCUGAGAUAAACACCAAGAUCAAGCGGCAGGGAGGGAGGCCAGAACGGAUUUUCAGAUUUUCCACCGUCAGCUCUUGGAUAUUCCUGGCAAGGAAGACACGAUCAAACCUGGCCGCAGUUGGGUUUCUGGCCAUGUCCAGUGUCAUCACCAUGUCCGCUCCCUUCUUCCUGGGGAGGAUCAUCGAUGUCAUUUACACAAACCCCACCGUGGACUACGGCUAUACCCUGACCCGCCUCUGCCUGGCGCUCAGCGGCGUGUUCCUGUGCGGUGCUGCUGCAAACACUGUUCGCGUCUACCUCAUGCAGACUUCAGGUCAGCGCAUUGUGAAUAGGUUGAGGGCUUCGUUAUUCUCCUCUCUUCUGAGGCAGGAGGUUGCUUUCUUCGACAAGACUCGCACUGGAGAAUUGAUUAACCGCCUCUCCUCGGACACCGCACUCCUGGGGCGCUCAAUUACCGAAAACCUGUCGGAUGGGCUCAGGGCCGGGGCCCAGGCUUCCAUUGGCAUUGGCAUGAUGUUUUAUGUCUCACCUCAACUGGCCACUUUUGUUUUGAGUGUGGUGCCUCCAAUAUCCGUCCUUGCUGUGAUUUAUGGACGUUACCUACAGAAGCUAACCAAAGUUAUGCAGGAUUCCCUGGCACAGACCACUCAGCUAGCUGAGGAAAGUAUUGGAAAUAUAAGAACUGUUCGAGCUUUUGGGAAAGAAAUAACAGAAAUAGAGAAAUACACCAGCAAAGUGGACCACGUGAUGCAGUUAGCAAGGAAAGAGGCGUUUGCUCGGGCUGGCUUCUUUGGAGCAACGGGGCUCUCCGGGAACCUGAUUGUGCUUUCUGUCCUGUACAAAGGAGGGCUGCUGAUGGGCAGUGCCCACAUGACCGUGGGUGAACUCUCUUCCUUCCUAAUGUAUGCUUUCUGGGUUGGAUUAAGCAUUGGAGGGCUGAGCUCUUUCUACUCGGAGCUGAUGAAAGGGCUGGGUGCCGGGGGACGCCUUUGGGAGCUCCUCGAGAGAAAGCCUGAGCUGCCUUUUGACGAAGGGGUCGUUUUAAACCAGGAAAGUUUCCAGGGCACCCUGGAGUUUCGGAACGUGCAUUUCGCCUACCCCACUCGCCCGGAGGUGCCUAUAUUCCAGGAUUUCAGCCUUUGUAUCCCGUCAGCGUCGGUCACGGCGCUGGUUGGCCCAAGUGGUUCUGGCAAAUCAACGGUGCUGUCCCUCCUGCUGAGGUUGUAUGACCCCAUUUCUGGAACUAUCAGUCUCGAUGGCCAUGAUAUCCGUCAGCUGAAUCCAGUCUGGCUGAGAUCCAAGAUUGGGACAGUGAGUCAGGAACCAGUUUUGUUUUCUUGCUCAAUUGCUGAGAACAUUGCUUAUGGUGCGGACGACCCCUCCUCGGUGACUGCCGAGCAGAUAGAAAAAGUGGCUGAUGUAGCCAAUGCAGGUGCUUUCAUCCGGAAUUUCCCCCAAGGAUUCAACACUGUGGUCGGAGAAAAGGGCGUUCUCCUCUCAGGUGGACAGAAACAGCGGAUUGCAAUUGCUCGUGCUCUGCUUAAGAAUCCCAAAAUCCUUCUCCUAGACGAAGCAACCAGUGCCCUGGAUGCUGAAAAUGAGUACCUUGUGCAAGAAGCUCUAGACCGACUCAUGGAAGGUAGGACGGUGUUGAUUAUUGCCCACCGUCUGUCCACCAUUAAGAACGCUAAUACGGUGGCUGUUCUUGACCAAGGAAAGAUCACAGAACGUGGGAGGCACGAAGAACUUCUUUCAAAACCCAACGGGAUAUACAGAAGAUUAAUGAACAAGCAAAGUUGAGUCCGCAUAAAGAAGUAGUUACCGAUGAAGUGAACGCGAGAGACUUUAGAGCGAAACAUGGUCACGGGAAUAAACGAAUUUAGGAUGUGAAAUCUGGGCGUCACACUGCAAGUUAUCUUAAGUAUGCCUGUUUUUUCCCAGGGUGGGUAAAAUAUUGUUUUGAGAUGCACCUGUUCUCAAGACCUUUUUAUUCAGUUUUAAUCACGGUAACUUUCUAAAUGUCUCUAGCACUGAGAUUAUUUUCAGGUGUUUUACUUUCUUUUAUCUUGGAAUACUUUAGUUACUAUAACGUGGCACCUCAUUUGUGUUUUCUUACCUGCCAUUACAGAUUGAAACUAUUGUCACAUGACAAUUUUUAAAAGGGGAUUUUAAAUAAAAGGCUUAAUUAUUUUAGGUGAGUUUUCCAAUCACUGUGUAAUCCUCUCGGUAGUAUUCUACCUCCUUUGUGUCUAAUUUUACUAGGAGAUGAAAAUCUUCCCUUUUUUUAAUUCUGGUAAUCUCAUGAAGUGAACCUCACAUACAGACCUACAGAAAUCGUAAACAUCACAUGACAAGAUGGGAACGUUUACAUUCCAUACUUCCUGUAUUUUCAGAGGUAUGAGAGUUUAGGAGUAUGCGUUCCUCUGGGAUGAGACUGUUUGAAUGUGUGUGGCUUUCAAAAUCCUUAGCACGCGAAAGCCUGACGAGUUUUAAAAAGGGUUAAGAAGCCCAUCCUUUGAAUAAGAAAACUUCUAUUUUCAUUAUUCACGCAUUUGUUACUGUGGGAAGUGAGGCAUGAACUGCCAGGUAUCAUUAAGAGGUAAAAAUGAAUUCUACAUUGAAGUCACCCAAAGGCAUGUAUUUUGACAAUUAUCUUUAAAAAAUGUAUAAUUCCUCACCAAAUGUUACUUUUCAUCAGUUAAAUACAUUUGAAAUUUCACUCAGUGAGGCAAAAACCUAAAUAAUUUUCAACCUUAAAACAUUUGAAGAAAGCUUAGUUCUUUCUAUUCUGUACAACGUCAUGAAACGUUAAGAACUUGUCACUCUUCUAAAAAGAGGACAAUAGUCAUUUUUAUUUAUGGUUAUGGUUUUAUGCACCCAAAUGCCUCGGAACUCAUAAAGCAAUGCUGAGAGCCGUUAGAUUUGCCAUAUUUCAAACCAGUGCUGUUAAUUUGCUGUUGCCUCAAGAAAAAGUGGUUUUUUUUUUUUUUUACAUUGACGAUGCCAGAAUCUAAGAAAUAACUAUGUCGAUGUAAUGAAAAUAGAGGUUUUCCCUUGUUCUACAUAUUUAUUAGUUCACUGAUUAUACUGGAAGGAGAGAUCACUAUUUCAUGAUAAGCACAGAGUAUUAGAUUUCAUUCUACAUAAAGGAGUUUAUUAUUGAAUAAAGUGAACUCAGUGAAUGAACGAACUCCAUGUUCUUUGAAUUAGGAAGCAGUACAUCUGUGACAAUCAUUUUCACAACCUUUACUUGCAUUCUUUAUACGAUUUGCUGUUAUGGUGUGGUUCUCAGAAAGCAGACAAAACACGACGACAAGGGUGGAUCUCUUUGUGCCAUAGAAGUAUUGACAACAUUGAAUUUGAUCAUUACAUUUUAUUCUCUAAUACAAAAAUGUUCAAUUGUGUCUUUAGGGAACAUUUUAUAUCCUGGAUUAAAAUUUAUAGUGAACUUUA
Molecule: messenger RNA, 5297 nt
Organism: Felis catus (domestic cat)
Lineage: Eukaryota; Metazoa; Chordata; Mammalia; Carnivora; Felidae
Gene: ABCB10
Product: ATP binding cassette subfamily B member 10
Exons: 14
Coding region: 1743-3644 (633 amino acids)
Biological process (GO): transmembrane transport
Cellular component (GO): membrane
Molecular function (GO): ABC-type oligopeptide transporter activity; ATP hydrolysis activity; ATP binding
Source: RefSeq, a predicted model, not a curated record